AUGGCCGCCUCUCAAACCCUCGGGGGCUCCUCCCGCGCCGGCCGCGUUCUCGGCCACGCCCUCGAUAAGAUCAUCAAGAACGCCGCAUGGCGGAAGCACUCCGCUCUUGUUGCUGCCUGCAAAUCUGCCCUUGAUCGACUUGAGCUCAUCUCCGAAUCUUCCGAGACCGACUACGCAUCACCACUCGCCGGCCUCUCCUCUGCUGAUGCCGACCUCGCGCUAUAUCCCCUCUCCCUCGCUGUGGACUCUGCUUCUCCUAAGGUCCUUGAUCCCGCUCUCGAGUGUGCUCACAAGCUCUUUUCUGCUGGCCUUUUUCGUGGAGAGAUUGAUCACCGAUCUGAUCCCCAAGAGCCCCUUGACUCGGCCUCCAGGCUGCUCGGAUCCAUCUGUGGGUGCGGGGGGCUUGGCGACGAUGGGAUCGAGCUUGCGAUGUUGAGAGUCCUCAUCGCGGCCGUACGGUCUCCCUCCGUGAUCAUCCGCGGGGAGGCCUUGGUCCAGAUUGUGAAGAGCUGCUACAAUGUAUAUCUCGGUAGCCAGAGUGCGGUCAAUCAGGUAUGCGCUAAAGCUGUCCUAGCUCAGAUCCUGGCCUUCGUGUUUGCUCGGGCGGAGGCCGACACCGUGGAGGUUAGGGUCCAGUCGGUAUCAAUUGCAGAUAUGUUGGAUCUCUCCGACAAGAGUCUGAAUGAUUCAACAGUGGUCCAAGCUGCGCAGAAUUUCAUCAACGAGGAGAUGGGAGGCAGUGAUCCGGAGGUUUCAAUGGAGAGAAAAGCACAGAGAGAGUCCAGGGAUGAGCAGACUAAUGGCGGGGAUGAUACGGAGGGAGGAGGAUUGGGUAUGAUUAGAGAGGAUGCGAUUUUCUUGUUCAGGAAUUUAUGCAGAUUUUCAAUGAAGUUCCCAACUUCAGAGAAUGCAGAGGAUCCCCUUUUGAUGAGGGGGAAGGUUUUGUCUUUGGAGCUGCUCAAGAUGGUCAUUGACAAUUCUGGACCCGUUUGGCGAACCAAUGAGAGGUUUAUUGGAACUAUCAAGCAGUAUCUCUGCUUAUCACUGUUGAAAAAUAGUGCAUUAUCUGCUAUGAGUAUUUUUCAACUUCUUUGCUCCAUCUUCAUGGGAUUGCUGCUACGGUUUAGAUCUGGUUUGAAAGGGGAAAUUGGGAUUUUCUUCCCCAUGCUUGUCCUUCGAGUUGUUGAAAAUGUGCUUCAGCCCAGCUUUCUACAAAAAAUGACAGUUCUCAGCUUGCUAGAAAAAAUAUGUCACGAUCCACAAAUUAUUGUUGACAUUUUUGUGAACUAUGAUUGUGACAUGGAUGCGCCUAAUGUUUUUGAAAGGAUUGUCAAUGGCCUUCUGAAAACCGCCCUUGGUGUUCCUCCUGGCUCUGUGACAACACUGUCUCCAGCCCAGGAUGCUACUUUUCGCAUUGAGUCUGUGAAGUGCUUGUCAUGCAUUGUUAAAGCAAUGGGAAACUGGAUGGACCAACUAUUACGCAUUGGAGAAUUUUCUCCAAUGCUUGACACAGAGUAUUCUUCAGAGAAUCCUAGUACAGUAGAGGGAGAAGAAGGAAAUGGUACUGAUUUUGAUCUCAAUUCAGAAGUAAAUUCUGAAAAUGCUGCCAGUCUCGAGCAGCGGCGAGCAUUUAAGUUAGAAUUUCAGAAAGGUAUUGCACUGUUUAAUAGGAAACCUUCGAAGGGCAUUGAAUUUCUGAUCAACUCAAAAAAGAUAGGCAGUUCUCCUGAAGAUGUUGCUUCUUUCUUGAAAAACACUGCUGGUCUGAAUGAGACAAUGAUUGGGGAUUAUUUAGGUGAAAGGGAUGACUUCCCUCUGAAAGUAAUGCAUGCUUAUGUGGAUUCUCUCAACUUUGAAGGGAUGGACUUUGGUGAAGCCAUUAGGUUUUUCCUACGAGGCUUCAGGUUGCCUGGGGAAGCGCAGAAAAUUGAUCGCAUCAUGGAAAAGUUUGCAGAACGCUAUUGUAAAUGCAACCCUAGUUCUUUCUCCAGUGCCGAUACAGCAUAUGUUCUUGCUUAUUCAGUGAUAAUGCUAAAUACAGAUGCACACAACAGCAUGGUCAAAGAUAAGAUGUCUAAGGCAGAUUUUAUUAGGAAUAACCGUGGGAUCAAUGACGGAAAGGAUUUGCCAGAGGAUUAUUUGGGAUCUCUGUAUGAUCAGAUUGUGAAAAAUGAAAUCAAAAUGAAUGCUGAUUCGUCUGCUCCACAAAACAAGCAGUCAAAUAGCAUCAAUAAGCUUUUAGGCUUGGAUAGCAUUUUUAACCUAGUCAAUUGGAAGCAGCCUGAAGAAAAGGCUUUAGGAGCUAAUGACAUGCUCAUCAGGCGUAUUCAGGAGCAGAUUAAAGCUAAGUCUGGCAAAUCAGAGUCAGCAUAUUAUGCUGUCACAGACACCGCAAUUCUGAGAUUUAUGAUGGAGGUUAGCUGGGCUCCCAUGAUGGCUGCAUUCAGUGUGACACUUGACCAAAGUGAUGAUAAAGUUGCCACAAACUAUAGUUUGCAAGGGUUUAGACAUGCUAUUCAUGUCACGUCAGUUAUGCACAUGCAGACACAGAGAGAUGCUUUUGUUACAUCUGUGGCUAAAUUUACCUACCUCCACUGUGUUGCUGACAUGAAGCAAAAGAAUGUUGAUGCUAUGAAGGCUAUAAUAUCCAUCGCUAUUGAAGAUGGUAAUUAUCUUCAGGAAGCAUGGGAACAUGUAUUAACAUGUCUUUCACGAUUUGAGCAUUUACACCUGCUGGGAGAAGGUGCUCCACCUGAUGCUUCCUUCUUUAUCGUCUCUCAUACUGAAACAGAAGAAAAAGCACAGAAGACACCUGCUACUCCAUCAUCAAAGAAAAAAGGAAAUGCUCUUCAAAAUCCAUCAGUGAUGGCUGUUGUUCGAGGGGGAUCUUAUGAUAGUGUGGCUCCAGGGGUUACUUCUGCUUCAGGGCUGGUUACUCCUGAACAAAUGAAUAACUUCAUAUCCAAUUUACAUCUGUUAGAUCAGAUAGGUAGUUUUGAACUGAACCACAUAUUUGCUCACAGCCAGAGAUUGAAUAGUGAUGCAAUAGUGGCUUUUGUAAAUGCUCUUUGUAAGGUGUCCAUGACUGAGUUGCAGUCUCCAACUGACCCUCGUGUUUUCAGCCUCACAAAGAUAGUAGAAAUUGCGCAUUACAACAUGAACCGUAUAAGAUUGGUUUGGUCUCGCAUAUGGAAUGUUCUUUCUGAUUUCUUUGUUUCAGUUGGCCUAUCUGAAAAUCUUUCAGUUGCAAUUUUUGUUAUGGAUUCAUUGAGGCAGCUGGCCAUGAAGUUUUUGGAACGAGAAGAACUUGCAAACUAUAACUUUCAGAAUGAUUUUUUACGGCCUUUUGCAAUUGUAAUGCAGAAAAGCAAUUCCUCUGAGAUCAGGGAACUAAUUGUUCGAUGCAUCUCUCAGAUGGUUUUAAGUCGUGUGAAAAAUGUCAAAUCCGGCUGGAAAAGUGUUUUCAUGGUAUUCACAAUUGCUGCUGCUGAUGAGCGCAAGAACAUUGUGCUUUUGGCAUUUGAGACGAUGGAGAAAAUUGUUCGAGACUAUUUUCCCCAUAUUACUGAAACAGAGACCAUGACAUUCACUGACUGUGUUAAGUGCCUCAUCACUUUCACACGGAGUAGAUUCAACAGUGAUGCCAGCCUUAAUGCUAUUGCAUUUCUUCGAUUCUGUGCUGUCAAACUUGCGGAAGGACUGGUAUGUUCUGAGGGCCAUUCAGCAAAUGGAGAUUUCCCAGAAGAUGGUACUCUAACUGAUAAAGAUGAUAAUAUUCAGUUUUGGGUUCCUUUGCUUGCUGGUUUAUCCAAAUUGACAUCUGAUUCAAGGCCAACUAUCAGGAAAGGUGCUUUAGAAGUACUAUUUAACAUUUUGAAGGAUCAUGGGCAUCUCUUCUCAAGAAACUUCUGGGCAAAUAUCUUCAAGUCUGUCAUUUUCCCCAUAUAUAGCAAUGCACAUCAUACGCAUGUUGGUCAGACUUCACCCAGCCAAAAUUCUUCUCAGCUUGAGGAAAAUCCUUGGGACAGUGAAACCGAUGCAGUAGCAGCACAAUGUUUAGUGGACUUGUUUGUGCAUUUUUUUGAUGUUGUGCGCUGGCAACUGACAAAUGUCAUUGUUAUUCUCACUGACUACCUAAGAAUUCCAUAUCAUAAAUCUGCUAGUACAGGUGUUGCUUCCUUCCUACAUUUGACAGGCACCCUUGGAAGCAAAUUCUCAGAAAAUGAAUGGAUAGAGAUCCUGAUUCCCCUCAAACAAGCAGUUCUGUUGACCCAGUCUGAAUUUUCGAGAAUUAGCCGGAUCAUGCAUGAUGUUGAAAUUCCAAAUGAUCAAACGUUUUAUGAUGCUGAACUCUUAUCUGAAAAUGAGUUUGUGAACAAUGAAGAAGAGGAGGCUAAUAUGGAAACAGCAUCUUAUGCGAUUGUCAAAAUGAAAGGACAUAUUGCAGUGCAGCUCCUAAUAGUCCAGGCUGUCAUGAAAUUAUACGAAGUCCAUGAGGAAUUCUUUACAGUAGCUCAUAUAAGUAUCCUUUUGGAUAUACUGUCUUCUGUCGCAUCACAUGCCAGCACAGUGAUCUCUCAAACUAUCCUGCUACAGAAACUGGAGGCGGCAUGCUCCCUCCUGGAGAUACCAGAUCCUCCAGUUGUCCAUUUUGAGAAUGAAGCUCACCAGAACUACCUGAAGCUUCUUCAGGCUAUACACCAAUCCAAAUUGUUUAACCCCCACAAGAUGAGCAUAGAAUCCCAACUUGUGGGAGUCUGUGAGAAAAUUUUAAAGAAAUACUUGAAUUGUGCAGGAUGCCAAUCAGUGCAACAGCAUCCCGACAAUGGCCUGACCCAGCAUCGGGUUCUUCCUCUUGGUUCAGCCAAGAAAGAGGAGUUGGCUGCCCGCACUAACCUGCUUGUGUUCACUAUGCAGGUAUUGAGCAGCUUGGACAGUGAUUCAUUCAAGAGAAACUUGCCCUGUUUUUUCCCUUUGUUUGUUAAUCUUGUAAGUUGUGAACACAGCUCUAGAGAAGUACAGCGUGUUCUUUGUGAUAUCUUUCACUCGUCCAUAGGCCCAAUAAUAUUGAGUUCGUGAUGUCUGUCCUUUGUUUUUUCAUGAACUCAAUUCCUUUUAAUUUUUAAUAUACUUAAUUCUUUUUUUUUU
Messenger RNA from Dioscorea cayenensis subsp. rotundata (Guinea yam), 5148 nucleotides. RefSeq names its product brefeldin A-inhibited guanine nucleotide-exchange protein 1-like. Lineage: Eukaryota; Viridiplantae; Streptophyta; Magnoliopsida; Dioscoreales; Dioscoreaceae. The record is from RefSeq and is a predicted model, not a curated record. Gene Ontology annotation, molecular function: guanyl-nucleotide exchange factor activity. Gene Ontology annotation, biological process: regulation of ARF protein signal transduction. Gene Ontology annotation, cellular component: trans-Golgi network.